This is a messenger RNA of Eriocheir sinensis (Chinese mitten crab), 1947 nucleotides long. RefSeq names its product 46 kDa FK506-binding nuclear protein-like. The transcript has 10 exons. Gene Ontology annotation, molecular function: peptidyl-prolyl cis-trans isomerase activity; macrolide binding. Bases 97 to 1575 code for a protein of 492 amino acids. Gene Ontology annotation, cellular component: nucleolus; chromatin. NCBI's taxonomy places the organism in Eukaryota, Metazoa, Arthropoda, Malacostraca, Decapoda, Varunidae. The record is from RefSeq and is a predicted model, not a curated record.
AGAGCGACUUAUUUCUUGGAGGAGGUAUUUCUCGCAACGGCGGCAAAGGUAAACACGCCGCGAGCAGCUGACCGACGCACGUGCAACGCCGCCACCAUGUUCUGGAGUCUGCUGUUGGAGCCAGGCAAGCGGUACACCAAGGUGGUGGACAGCCCCUUCCACAUCUCAGCGGCAGUCCUCGACACCACCACACAUGACCAUGGCAUUGUCAGGGUCAUUGUGGACAUUGGGGACACUGAGGCUCACAUUGCAAACCUGAGCCUCAAGCUUGGCAUCCUCCAGUUCCCCCUUGACCUCCAGAUUGAGUCUGGGAGCCGCAUCUCCUUCUACACCACCGGGGCCAAGUGUAAUGUCCACCUCUCAGGCUAUGUCUUGUUCGAUGAGGAGGAUCUUCCGUCAGAUGAGGAGGACGACAUCAGUGAGGAGGAGGAGGAAGACGUCCCAACCCUCGUGACUGCACCCGUCAAGAGGAAACCCGAAGACAACCUUGCAGCAGCAGCCAACAAGAAGGCCAAGGUACAGAAGGUCGCCGCAGCAACCCCCAACAAUGCUGCCCCUGCUGCUGCCGCGGCAGCAGCCAAGGCGAGCCCCAAACCCACAAAGGCCAAUGCUGUGCCAAACAAGGUGGCGGAAGAAGAAAUGGACUCAGACGAAGAUGAUGACGGUGAUGAGGAGGAAGAUGAGCUUGACGAUAGUGAUGAAGGAGAAGAGGAAGAGGAGGAAGAUGACGAAGAUGAUGAAAGUGAUGAUGAUGAUGAGGAGGAGGAGGAGGAUGAUGAGGAUGAUAUGAAUGAGCUAUCCAACCUAAAGCAAGCAUUGAAAGCAAAUGCUGUCAAACCCAACCAGCUCCUAAACAAGGAUCAGAUCAACAUGUCCAAGCUUGAGAAGACUCCUAAGGGUGCCAAGACACCAAAAGGGGAAAAACAGACUCCCAAAGGUGCUGCAACCCCAGGAAGUGAUGGUGCAAAGUCCCCAAAAGGUGCAGAGGGUGGCAAAACUCCCAAAGGUGCAAAGACUCCCAAAGGUGCCAAGACUCCAGGUGGUGAGGGUGGCAAAACUCCAGGUGGUGAGGGUGGCAAAACUCCCAAGGGUGCCAAGACUCCUGGGGGUGAGGGCAGCGCUCCAGACAAGAGCAAGAAGACUCCCAAGCAGCAGGGGGUCCCCACACAGAAUGGAAAAACACCAAAGUCAGGGACGCCAGCAGCCAAAGAUCAGGCCAAGUCACCCCAGACUCCAAAAACAGUGAAGCCAGGCGGUGUGGUAUGCGAGGACCUGGUGGUGGGCAAAGGAGCCGAGGCCAAGGGUGGCAAGAUGGUGAGUGUGUACUACGAGGGACGACUGGUGUCCAACAAGAAGAUGUUUGAUAAGUGUGACUCUGGCAAAGGGUUCAAGUUCCGGCUUGGGGGUGGCGAGGUCAUCAAGGGCUGGGAUGUGGGCGUUUCUGGCAUGAAGAUUGGUGGCAAGAGGAAAAUUACCUGUCCACCCCAUAUGGCUUACGGCAAGAAGGGAGCUCCUCCGGACAUACCUGGGAAUGCUGCGCUCAGCUUUGUUGUAGAACUCAAAGGAAUCAGCUAAGGAUUUAAUUUUCUAUUUAUAAAGUUUUCUAAGAAUCUACAAGCAGCUUUUUUUUUUUUUUUUAUGCAAAUUUACUUUUUUUUAUGAAUACAAUAAGUCUUGUAAUAAUUUUCCAAUAUUUUAAGGUCAGAAAAGUUCAAACUGUUUAUGUAGUGUGUGUAUGAAGUGUGCAUUGAAGAAGUUCCUUGGGUAAGAGAGAAUAAAUUGGUGAAAACUGUGUGUGUGUGGAACCAGUAAUGGGUGUUACUGUUAUUCAAAGUUUAACCUUUACAAUCUCAUGAAGGAGUCUUACAGAGACUACCAUUUUGUAAAAAAAAUUUUUUUUCUUCUGAGCAUCAAAGGAUGUUGUUUUAAUAAAAUUAAGCAAUGUUU